AUGUAUCUUUUGUCUCUUGCUCUUUUCCUGCAUUUUUUUAAGUACCGUGACAAGAUUGAUAGCGAGAAAUCGAAGAUAAUUGCUAACCGAAUAGUGAGAGAUCAUGGAGCCGAUGAAUGGGAACGCUCCGAUUUCCUAAUCACCUGCGAAUCUUGCUUCGGUGACAAUCCGUACGUGCGAAUGACCCGAGCGAAUUAUGAUAAGGAAUGCAAGAUAUGUACACGCCCUUUCACGGUUUUUAGGUGGCAGCCUGGCCGGAAUGCUAGAUUCAAAAAGACUGAAAUCUGUCAGACUUGCUGCAAACUGAAACAUGUAUGCCAAGUCUGUCUUCUGGAUCUUGAUUAUAGUCUUCCAGUUCUGGUCAGAGACACCGCACUCAACAUCAGUACUCAUGACUCUAUCCCUAAGAGCGAUGUCAACAGAGAGUACUUUGCUGAGGAUCAUGACCAAAAGACUAGAGCUGGGAUGGAUUAUGAAUCUUCUUCAUUCGGCAAGAUGCCACCUAAUGAUACUAUUUCAAAGCUCCAAAGAACAACACCAUUCUAUAAAAAGAACCGACCACAUGUUUGUAGUUUCUACACCAUUGGUGAGUGUAACAGAGGUGCCGGAUGUGCAUUCCGGCAUGAGAUGCCCAAAACAGGAGAGCUAUCCCAUCAAAACAUCAAAGAUCGUUAUUAUGGUGUUAAUGAUCCAGUCGCGAUGAAGUUACUUGGAAAAGCUGGUGAGAUGAGCACUUUGAAACCACCAGAGGAUGAAAGCAUCAAAACGCUUUACAACGGUGGACUUAACUCGAGUAUCCUCGAGCAGGACAUACAUAACCAAUUCUAUGCUUAUGGAGAAAUUGAAUCUAUCAGAGUCUUGGCCGAGAAAGGAUAUGCGUUUGUCACAUACACAACCCGAGAAGGAGCAGAGAAGGCCAUUCAAGAGCUCUCCAACAGGCUAGUUGUUAACGGUCAGAGGCUAAAACUCACAUGGGGAAGACCUAAGAUGCCCAAACCUGAUCAAAGUGGUUCAUACCAACAGCAACAGGGCACUGUAGCCGUUAUAUCUCAGCAGCAGAAUCAACCACCCCCACCAAUGCAACAGUACUAUAUGCACACGCCAACACCUAACCAAUACAGACCUUAUUACCCAUCAAUGGACCCGCAGAGAAUGGGUGCAGCCACUCCAACCCAAGAGGAUCGUGGUUCAAGCAACAGUGAGAUCAACAACGGAGAUUCUUCUUCUUCUUACCUUACCAUUUGUCACUGUCCAAGUGACAUGAAACUUAGUAUUUAA
This is a messenger RNA of Camelina sativa (false flax), 1278 nucleotides long. The record is from RefSeq and is a predicted model, not a curated record. Lineage: Eukaryota; Viridiplantae; Streptophyta; Magnoliopsida; Brassicales; Brassicaceae.